Molecule: messenger RNA, 1005 nt
Organism: Closterium sp. Yama58-4
Lineage: Eukaryota; Viridiplantae; Streptophyta; Zygnematophyceae; Desmidiales; Closteriaceae
Source: the annotation of a GenBank genome assembly
AUGGCGAGUAAAAUCUGUGCCGUGCCAGCCUUCAGCAUACAAGCGACGAGCAACCUUGGAGCACCGCUGGGACGUUUUCCAGACAUGGACAAGGACGCGUUCGCGAGUGCGUCUUCGAAGAAAGGAUGGGAAGACAUUGAACGGUCAUGCGCGCUGAUGGAUUCGAGCAACUUGCAGAUCGACGGUAUAGAUCUGACGGAUCUUUUGGAGGAAGACGACGACUUGCAAGGGAUAAACUCUACAUCAGAGGCCGAAACUUCUGAGCAACUUCAACUUGAAGCUGCUCUCGACGCGUUACACGUUUCGAACGACAAACAAUCGCCUCUCGGGACGGGAGGUGAUUCGCUCGCUGCACCUUUCGUCGUGCCUUGGGAUUGCCUGCCCCCCGCCUCUACCAGCAACGCCGCUUCCGCCGUUCCCGGCGCCGCGAGCGUCGCUAGGAUGCAAUGCACCGGAAGUCUCAAGGACCGCCCCGCGCAGCCUAUGGUUAGCUCUCCGCCAGCUUCCAAUGCGGUCCUGCGCGGUUCUGUGGAUCCAUUUCUUAUGAAAUAUCGCUUAGACACGCAGGCGUCGAGCCAUAGCUUCGGUGGCCUGCCUUCUGCUGCGGAAGGCUCUUCUGGUGGUGUUACAGGCAGGAGUAGCUGCAGCGCCUCGGGCCUAAGCUGGAACCCGAGCUCGAGCCUGAGUGACAAUAACGGAAGUCCGAACGGGAGCCCGAGUGGCUUGAGGACCAGGUUCGGUAUUUCAAAAUCGCACCCCACCACGGAAGUAGGUUUGGUGGAUAGUGAGCGAACGGGCGAGAAAAGGGGAGAGGCGUCCGGUGCGGAGAGGGAUGGGGGGAGGCAGGGGGGAUGGAGUGCGCAAGAGAUGGCAUUGGAGAAUUCGCCGGUUCGAAAAGCUGCCCUGUCCAUGCGUGUGAAGGCUGGAGCCAACCCUGCUGCUGUGGAGGCAUAUUUGAGGAUGAGGGCGCAGAGGGACGGUGCUGCGAGGGUUGUGCGCAGAUGA